CUCGAGGCUGGGUUCUAAAUUCUGGCCCCUGGCAUGUCGCACACAAGACACUGAUUAUGCGUAAGUGGGAGCCAGAUUACAAAGAAGCUAAGCAAGAACCUAAGAGCGUUCCUAUUUGGGUGAAAUUGUGGGGUGUUCCUAUGGAGGUUUUUUCUGCCGAGGGUCUGGCCUAUAUUGCUAGCGCAAUUGGGGUCCCUCUUGCUCUGGAUAAAGCAACAGAGGAGCGAACUUGUGUGAACUAUGCCAAGCUCUGUGUUGAGAUUGAAGUUGCAGCGGCUCAGGAUCUUCCGGAAAAUAUCCUAGUUGACAUUGAAGGCUGUCCCUCUGUGGAUGUGCGAGUUGAGUAUCCUUGGUUGCCUACCACUUGCAGUACUUGUAAUAAACGGGGACAUACCGCCCACAAUUGCAAGUCAAGGAAAGACAAACCGCAGCCUAAUAAGAAAGAGUGGGUAAAAGUUGCUGAGAUGAACAAAAGGAAACAACCAGAUGUGUCUUGCAGGCAGGUGAAUGAUGUUCCAAAUGUGGAGUCUGCACUCCCUGCUUGUCAUGAAGUACUACCAGUGCAGAAAGAAAACCAACCUGUCAAACCACUUUUGCAGAAUGAAACUCUACUCACAGCCCAGGGAGAGACUACUGUAUCUCUUAUGGAGCAAGGACCUAUUGAGAAGCAGAAUUCUUUUGAAGCUUUGGCCUCUAUUAAUGACGAGCAGGCCUUUCCUCCUCUUCAGGUUUCUUUAGUGUCUCCAAAAUCCCUUAAGAAGCCUCGACAGGCUUCUCGAGGCUUCUUUGGGUGUAGCAGCUGCUACAAAAGCCUUGGCCCCUCGGCAGAGAAAUUGCAAGAAAAUUUCAAAUCCCUCCAGAAGUAUGAUGCAGACAUAGUUUGUCUUAUUGAAACUCAUGUUCAGAAGCAAAAUUUUGAUAAGAUUGUUGGAUAUCUUUUGCUUGAGUGGAGUAGAUUUUGCAAUUAUGAUUCUGCUCCUCUAGGGAGAAUUUGGCUUUUUUGGAAGUCCCAUGUAACUAUAAGGAUACCUAGUUCUAAUCAUCAGGCUAUACACUGUCAUGUGGUUGACAAUAUUACUAAGAGGUACAUGUUUGCUAGUUUUGUGUAUGCUGAUAAUUCUCCUGAUCAAAGGAGACAAUUAUGGGAUGAGUUAGUUGCUCUAAGCAGGGUGCUGCCUGAAGUGCCUUGGAUUCUAGGAGGUGACUUUAAUGAAGUUAGAUAUCUGCAAGAGAGGUCUGAUUGGAUCCAAAACAUGCGCUUCUCCAAAGAUUCUAUGUUGUUUAAUGACAGGUUGAAUGAAGCUGAACUUUCUGAUCUUCCUGCUUUUGGGCCUAAAUUUACAUGGUCGAACAAGAGAAUAGAGGGACUCAUUGUUAAAAAGCUUGACAGGUUAUUAGUCAACAGCACUUGGUUUAGCACUUUUCCAAGAACUAGAGCAGAGUUUCUUCCCCCUGACAUCUCAGACCAUUGUGCUGGGUCUGUAACUAUAAUGGAAGUGGCAACCCAAAAUACCAGAAAACCUUUCAAAUUUUUCAAUUUUUGGACAAAGAAUGAAAGGUUUCUAAACAUUGUCCAGGAGGUUUGGUCAUCUGUCACAGUUUCAGGAUGCUACAUGUUUCAGCUUUGUAAAAAGUUGAAGGCUCUUAAGGCCCCUCUACCACAGCUUAAUAAGGAUUGUUACAGUGACCUGAAAGGAAGGAUUCAACAAGAGACUUCAAAGCUACAUGCUAUCCAAAUUGAUUUGUUAGCUAAUCCUCAUGAAGAUUUGGUUUUGGUGGAACAGGAACAGGCUAGGAAGGUGGCAGAGUUAUCACUUGCUGAAGAAGCCUUUCUGAAACAAAAAUCUAGAGUGCACUAGCUAGAGGAAGGAGACCAAAAUACUACUUACUUUCAUAAAGUAAUGAAAGUUCGACAAAGUAAGAACCUGAUAAAAGAAUUGCAUACUGAGGAUGAUAAAAUACUCACUGAGCAUGAGGAUAUUGCAAAUGAAGCUAUUGGUUUUUACCAAGCUCUUCUAAGGAGUGGGGAUCCUUAUUGCAUUGGAGGGGAUCUUGAUAAGUUGAAAGCUCUCUUUGACUUCCAACUUUCUGAAGCAACUCGAGAAGCACUAAUUUAGCCAGUUACAGCAGAAGAAUGCAAAUUAGUUCUUUUCAGUAGCCCAAAUAACAAGAGCCCUGGACCAGAUGGGUAUACUGUUGAGUUCUACAAAAGUGCUUGGAGCAUUGUUGGAGACUUGGUUACAAGAGCAGUACAAGAAUUCUUCUCAACUGGGAAGCUCCUUAAAGAGGUGAAUUCUACAAUUAUUUCUUUAGUGCCUAAGGUGUCCUGCCCAUCUAAGAUGACUGAAUUUAGGCCUAUAUCCUGCUGCAAUCUGAUUUACAAAUGUAUCACAAAGAUUAUUGCUAAUAGAUUGAAAGAGUGCCU
Messenger RNA from Rubroshorea leprosula, 2425 nucleotides. The record is from the annotation of a GenBank genome assembly. Lineage: Eukaryota; Viridiplantae; Streptophyta; Magnoliopsida; Malvales; Dipterocarpaceae.